Pogona vitticeps (central bearded dragon) is the source of this 773-nucleotide messenger RNA. The record is from RefSeq and is a predicted model, not a curated record. Lineage: Eukaryota; Metazoa; Chordata; Lepidosauria; Squamata; Agamidae.
AAUUUGUCUUUAUUUAUUAAGGCAGCUGAGAAUGGAGCAACAGGUGUGGAAAUUGACAUUGAAUUCACUGCUGAUGGCAUUCCUAUCCUGAUGCAUGACAGCACAGUAGACAGGACCACGGAUGGAUCCGGAAGUUUACGUGAUUUGACAUUUGCUGAGAUUAGAAAAUUUAAUCCAGCUGCUAAACAUAGAUUAUGGAGGGAUUAUCGUGGGAUAAAAAUACCAACAUUGGAAGAAGCUGUUUUGGAAAGUAUACGUUACAACCUCAUAAUCUAUUUUGAUGUGAAGGGCCACGCUGAUCAGGCAGUUGCAGCCCUAAAACACCUCUACCAGGAAUAUCCUCAACUAUAUAACACUAGCGUCGUUUGCUCUUUUAUGCCAGAUGUUGUCUAUAAGAUGAGGAAAGCUGACAGGAAUGUUAUCACUGCUCUUACUCACAGACCGUGGAGCAUUAGUCACUUUGGAGAUGGAAGGCCUCGGUUUGUGUCCUAUUGGAGACAUUACCUGACAAUGGCCUUGGAUGUUAUUGUAGACUGGAGCAUGCACAAUUUCCUGUGGCACCUGUGUGGAGUUUCAGUUUUUCUGGUUCAGAAAAAUUAUGUUUCACAGGAUUAUGUGCAUCAGUGGUCAUCUAAAGGAGUUCAAGUUGUUGCUUGGACAGUCAACACAUUUGCUGAAAAAAUGUACUAUGAAAAUGUUCUCCAGACCAGUUACAUUACUGACAGUUUACUAGAGGACUGUGACCCUCACUAUUAAAUUUAGCUUUAUAUGGA